Chlamydomonas reinhardtii is the source of this 3412-nucleotide messenger RNA. RefSeq lists its product as uncharacterized. The record is from RefSeq and is a predicted model, not a curated record. The transcript has 5 exons. NCBI's taxonomy places the organism in Eukaryota, Viridiplantae, Chlorophyta, Chlorophyceae, Chlamydomonadales, Chlamydomonadaceae. Bases 246 to 2009 code for a protein of 587 amino acids.
GUAGCAGGAGUGCCAAAAUGCCACAGUAGCUUGGACCAGUUACAAUGUCACUUAGGGACUUCAAAGUUCCAAACCCUAUAAGUGCAGGCGCUAAAAGGACGGAUCGAAUUGCGAAGAGGAAAAACCCGAAUCAAGUUAGAGUGCGUGUGCGACCUCGCAUUGAACAAAGCAACACUCAACAGGAAGUAGGCCACCACCAGCUAGAAGAUGAUGAGGGAGAGCAACAUGCUAACGUGGAAAUGCAUAUGGGCGCUUCAGCAGCGGAUCCGCUGCCGCAUGUGCACAGCGAGUCCGAUGAUGAAGACACCGAGCAAGGCGACGACGCAUCAGUGGACGUUGCAGCUCAGGUCAGGGUCCGAAAGGCGUUCUUAAAGCACUACGCCUCGGGGGCAGACAGCCGCAGCCGCCUCCUCGACAGUGCCGCCGACACGCUGCGGGCGUUGGCCCAGGCCAUCCCACGCACAUGUCCUGGGUGCGGCGUGUCCGCGGUGUUCGGGGGAAAGCGAUGUUCCGUGACAAUUGUCACAUGGGAGCAGCCUGUGAUCGCGGAAAUACCUGUGGGCUGGUGCACAACGUGCAAGCAGGGCUGCAACUUGCUGCCGGUUCAGGCGGACUGCGUCUCCGACUCGAACAGCGGGUGGGACCUCGACCGCGCUCACUCUGGCAAGAACGUUCUCUGGUGGCACCAGUCCGUGCUGCAGAUGUAUGACAUCCUGUCAUUCAGGACCAGACAUCUCAGCGCAGACGCGUUUUGUGACGCUAUGAUGAACAGCUGGGAGCGCAAUGGGAUCUCCCGUCCAAGCUCUGUGUCGGCGACAACCCUGCGCCAGCGCAUGCGCGAGGCGCUGCUGCUGUAUAUGGACUGUCAGAACGUCAUCGAGGACUACCCGGAGGACACUAUAACCGACUGGCCUCGCGGCGCCCUGAACAGCUGCCCCUGCUGCGGUGACAGCGUCACAUGUGCAGCAAUGGCGGUGGACGCAGGCGCCGGGCCAGCUGGCGGCGCCAUGGCAGCCGGCGUAGCGGCUGCCCCUGCAGUGGUUGGGGAAACGGUGGUGGGCGCACGCGCCGGGCCGAGCGGCAGUGGCGGCGUGGCGGGUGUGGACAUGGCAGACGCCGGGCCAGCCGGCGGCGCCAUGGCAGCCGGCGUAGCGGCUGCCCCUGCAGUGGUUGGGGAAACGGUGGUGGGCGCACGCGCCGGGCCGAGCGGCAGUGGCGGCGUGGCGGGUGUGGACAUGGCAGACGCCGGGCCAGCCGGCGGCGCCAUGGCAGCCGGCGUAGCGGCUGCCCCUGCAGUGGUUGGGGAAACGGUGGUGGGCGCACGCGCCGGGCCGAGCGGCAGUGGCGGCGUGGCGGGUGUGGACAUGGCAGACGCCGGGCCAGCCAGCGGCGCCAUGGCAGCCGGCGUAGCGGCUGCCGCUGCAGUGGCUGGGGAAACGGUGGUGGGCGCACGCGCCGGGCCGAGCGGCAGUGGCGGCGUGGCGGGUGUGGACAUGGCAGACGCCGGGCCAGCCAGCGGCGCCAUGGCAGCCGCUACUGUGGCCAUGCUUGGUGCAGCCGCUGUCGCUUCAGCAUGGCUGCUCACCGCAUGCAGUCCUGAGGGCUCUGGUCCGGGUCCUUCUUGUCUCCACUCGGUGCACUUCGACGCAUGCUUCAAGUUGAAUUUGCUGGCGUUCAGAGGCUACGCGGCGCAGUACACGCAGCUUGCACGCCGCCGCUUUUUCCUGCCCAACACGCUCAUCCAGCAGGUACUUGCAGACGGCACGGCUUCGCAGCAGAUUGGAGCAACCCACUGCUCCAACUUCAACGCCGAUAAGGUGCUUGCAGCCGAGUCACGCAAGAACCUGAUCACGGCAGUCGGGGCUGUGCUAUGCCGGCACGGUAUGCUGCUGCGGUUGAUGAACCUGUUCGGAGGCGAACGUCAUGCCUACGCUACGACUGCGGCGUUGUCUCUCCUGAGCGCUGGAACAGCGGUGCAGUUCUGGUGGUACGACAUUGCUUGCAGGUGAGUGGCUAUCACUUCUUACCCUGGCGAUGACUAACAAUGUCAUGUGUACUGUUUGCAGCCUCGCCUGCCAGAAGGCAUUUGGUCACGCCAGCGUAGGUGGUGUGGGGCAGGGCACUGGGGAGCCGGCUGAGAUCUUCAACAGCGUCAUUGGGCCGCAUGGCGGGGUCACCCAGUACAUGAGUCCGGCGAAUAGGGAGGCGCAUCUGGAGCGUGUGUGCCGCCUGUACUGCCGGGACGUUUUGGAGGACAUGCCGAUGCGGCUCUGGCGCAUGCGUGAGCGUGCGAAGGCGGUCCUGUCCAGUGCGCGGCAGCGCGUUGACGACCUGGAGGCAGCCCUUGCAAAGGAGAUGAGCUGCGAGGUCGAGGAGGUACGACAGCGCCUGCAGCAGCCCGCAAUGGAGCCCGUUGCGGGCACCGGUGCGGGCGCAGGCGCAGGCACAGCCGCAGCCGCAGCCGCAGCCGCAAGCGCGGGCACCGGCGUAGGCGCGGGCGCCGGCACGGGCGAGGGCAUGGGCGAGGGCACGGCCGCGGGCGCGGGCACGGGCGAGGGCACGGCCGCGGGCGCGGGCACGGGCGAGGGCACGGCCGCGGGCGCGGGCACGGGCGCGGGCACGGACACGGGCACAGGCGUGAGUGUGUCUGCUGCAGAGUAUGCACGCUGCAGACUUGCCAUCAUGAAGCUGCAGCGUGAGGAUGCGCUGGACGACAGCUCGGACGCAGUGCGUCUAGGGCUGCUGUUUCCAGGCGCGGAUGCUGUGCCCGUGUGGCAGCGACCAGUCCUCAUCCGCUCCAUAAAGGAGCAGGCUGCAGAGCUCGAGCACAAGCACGGGUACGAUCCAGUAGCCUGGGGCCCAGGGUCGGUGCUGAUGCAGGCAGCACUGGCGGCGCUGGCGGAGAGCGAGCUUGCGAAACUGUGUGACGAAGUAGAGGAUGCCGUGUCGGACGUCGUUGCGCUUGGCUACGUGGUCAAGAAACUGGCAGGCCGCCGCCACCAGCAGCAGCUUGCGGUGAAAGAGGAGAGGCGGGCGCGGGAGUCCGUGGCCCGGCUGUGGGGCGAUCUCGUCAGCUGGAGUAAAGUCCCCAGAGCCACGUCUGAAGAACUGCGGAGUGGCCUCUCAGCUGCGGGGGCUAUGGGCAAGGCCCUCAAGAAGCAGGCCUUUCCGUGGGUGCCACGGCACGGGCGCCUAGGGGUGCCGAAGCUGGAAGCGCGUUGGCGCCGCGCGCAGGAGGAAAUUGUGCGGUGCACGGAGGAGUUAGAGCUUAUCACCAAAGAAAGCACGUGUGCGGUCAAGUACUACACGCACCGCGCGCGCCUUUUGACCCAGGCACAGUGCGGUGUAGAGGAGCGGAGUAGCCGCGGGCGGUUUACUGCCGGGCAUGUGAGUGCUGUCUCUUGAAUAUUGG